AUGUUGCUUUUUGCUGUUUACCACGGGAUCAUCAUCAUUGUGUUGGUCAAUAUGCUAAUCGCAAUGAUGAGUCACUCCUUUGAAAGCAUCCAGGAAGAAUGUGAUGUAGAGUGGAAAUUUGCAAGGAUGCAAUUGUGGUUGAACUACAUUGACAACGGUAGUACAUUGCCCGCCCCUUUCAACGUGCUUCCCACACCCCAUAGACUGACCAACGCACUGCGGUUUAUACGGAAUUUUUUCAACGACGAUUCUCGAUUUUUCAAUGGGAACACGAGGAGCACUGCAUUUGUAA
Opisthorchis viverrini is the source of this 292-nucleotide messenger RNA. RefSeq lists its product as hypothetical. The transcript has 2 exons. Gene Ontology annotation, biological process: calcium ion transmembrane transport; manganese ion transport; regulation of cytosolic calcium ion concentration. The annotation marks the transcript as partial. Lineage: Eukaryota; Metazoa; Platyhelminthes; Trematoda; Opisthorchiida; Opisthorchiidae. The record is from RefSeq and is a predicted model, not a curated record. Gene Ontology annotation, cellular component: membrane; cation channel complex. Gene Ontology annotation, molecular function: store-operated calcium channel activity; inositol 1,4,5 trisphosphate binding.